GAUGAACGUGCGCCGCUUUGUCCCUUUGCCGGGCUCUCCCCGCCCCCUCCCUGACCUUCAGCCCCCUGUCACCAGUGCUGCUGGAGGGGAGGGCCGGGGGCUGCCCCCUGGGUUCUAAGGCUCCCCGCGUGCCCUGGCCCCCAGAGGCCCCCAGCCCGCACCCGGACAACAGGUGCGCCGAGGAGGAGGGCGGGAGCUGGGGGCGGGGCCCCUCGGGCCUCAGGGCGCGCGGUCCCCCGGGUCCCCCCGCCCUCACGAGCGGACGCGGCGCGGGAGGCGGCGGUGGAGGCGAGCGGGGCGCGGCGGCGGGCACCACGGCGGGCACCGCGGCGGGCACCGCGGCGGGAGCGCGAGCGGCGGCGCCAGCCCAGCCCCGGCCAGCGCGUCCGCCGAGCCCGGGGUCCGCGGAGACAUGAGCGCCCGGCAGCGCGACGCACCCAAGGCGCAGCGGCGCGGCCCCGCGGCCCCGUGAUGGGCUCCUGCGUGUCUCGAGACCUGUUCACAAGUGCCCACAAGGACUGCCCCCUGCCCCACGGCGCGGACCCCCUGAACCCAGACUUGCCCGCUACUGCUCCAGACCAUGUCAUUGGCAAGGACAAACAGAUGGAUUUCUGUUGGGAUCCUUGGCAGAGGUGCUUCCAGACCACCAGCGGCUACCUGUCCGACUCCAGGGCCUGCUCCAGCAGCUACAACGUGGCCGCCCUGGCCACCUCGUCCCUUGUGGGCGUGGUGCAGAGCAUCAAGGACCACAUCACCAAGCCCACGGCCAUGGCGCGCGGCCGCGUGGCCCACCUCAUCGAGUGGAAGGGCUGGACGGCGCAGCAGUCAGCCUGGGAGCUGUCCCCGGACGACGACGAGCCCUACUGCUGCCUCUCGGAUGAGCUGCGCGAGGCCCGCUUUGCCGCCGGGGUCGCAGAGCAGUUCGCCAUCACGGAGGCCACGCUGAGUGCCUGGUCCUCGUUGGACGAUGAGGAGCUGCACCCCACCAACAGCCCCCGGGACACCGUCCAGCUUCAAGACCUGGAGAGCGUCUACCUUCAGGACAGCCUGCGAAGUGGCCUCUCGCUGGACGACAGUCUCCUGGCCUUCUCCUCCCCUGGCCUCUCCCCGGAAGGCUGGCCCUCCCCCGAGGAGCCCCCACUCGCAGUGGCUGGCCCCCAGCCCCCCAGCCCGGGACAGCAGCAGCAGCGGGAGCCGGGGGGCCCAGACCCCGCCCGAGCUGCCCGCCUGCGGGGCUCUCUGCCCUCGGUGGACUGCGGUGUCCCCUCGGAGGAGGAGGAUGAGGUGUUCUAUAACUGAGGCCCACCCCAACAGCGCCUGCCGAGCGGCUCCUGACCCCUCUGGCCAGCAGGGACGGGGCCAGCACUCCGAGGGGGGCACUCUGCGCGUCCCCCUUUUCUUGGCUCAGGUGGGCACCUUCCCCUGCAGAAUUCCCUCCAGGGGACCGCUCAAGUCUGCUCAGGUGCCCAGAGGAACCAACAGCUGGGAAAAGGCCUGGGACACCCAGGGGAGGGGUCUGGGAGGAGGGCACACCCCCUGGGACGGGGCCUGGGAUGCCCUGUGGGCGGGGCCUGGGGCCGGCCACUCCCCUCCCCUUUGUGCUCCCGCACCCCAGCGGGGGUGGGAAGCUGAGCAUCAGCUGUCAGCCCUGGAGACUCUCUCCUCCUCAGAGUGUCCAUCUGUCUGUCCGUCCCUCUCUCAACCCCUGCUCCCCCUCUGUGCACUUCCUCUCCCUCCCUGAAGGGUCUCCGAAGACAUUAAAGUGGUGGGUGUGCCCUGGG
Messenger RNA from Sorex araneus (European shrew), 1781 nucleotides. It is a transcript of the gene FAM131C, whose product is annotated as family with sequence similarity 131 member C. The coding region runs from base 472 to 1299 and encodes 275 amino acids. Lineage: Eukaryota; Metazoa; Chordata; Mammalia; Eulipotyphla; Soricidae. The transcript has 7 exons. The record is from RefSeq and is a predicted model, not a curated record.